Molecule: messenger RNA, 696 nt
Organism: Copidosoma floridanum
Lineage: Eukaryota; Metazoa; Arthropoda; Insecta; Hymenoptera; Encyrtidae
Source: RefSeq, a predicted model, not a curated record
AUGUCACCUACGCUAUUUGAUGAGUUUCUGGCAAUAUUCGGUCUAAAAAUCACUAAACAAGUUGCUGUGCGCUCACCCAUAUCUGCUACUAUACGGUUGCAGGUGACAUUGAGAUUCUUGGCAACUGGCGAUAACCUGAAGUCUUUAGAUUACUUGUUUAGAGUGAGUGACAGUACGAUUUCUAAAAUCGUUGAAGAAACCUGUGAAGAAAUUUUGAACUGUCUAAAGUUUAAAGUGUUUCCAACAAAAUUAACAGAAAAUUUCUGGAAAAAUGUUGCAGCAGACUUUGAAGAACACUGGAACUUUUCACAUUGUAUUGGGUGCGUGGAUAGAAAAGUAAUUACCAUGAAGGCACCACCUCACAGCAACUCUUUUUUUUAUGACUACAAGGGCCAUCACAGUAUACAUUUGCAAGCCUACGUUGAUGCUCAUCAACAAUUUAUACUGGUAGAAAUUGAAGCAGCUGGCAGGCAAACGAAACCAUUGGUACCUGGUGGCACUGGACUACCUUUUGUAUUUUUGGGAGAUGAAGCCUUUGGUCUCAGUAAUUUUUUCAUCGCUCCUUAUCCUAGAGGUUCACUCGCAGCAUUUGGUGGACUUGCCUCAGUAUGGCAAGUUUUUAAAGAUGGUAUGAAAAUAUCAUUGCCAUGCAUGAUUGAAGUAACUAAAGCUUUAGUUUGUCUGCAUAUUUUUUGA